Messenger RNA from Dama dama (fallow deer), 2318 nucleotides. Its product is annotated as ubiquinol-cytochrome c reductase complex assembly factor 5. The record is from RefSeq and is a predicted model, not a curated record. Lineage: Eukaryota; Metazoa; Chordata; Mammalia; Artiodactyla; Cervidae. The transcript is spliced from 3 exons. Bases 228 to 494 code for a protein of 88 amino acids.
GCGUCCCGCCUCACUCUUAUUGGUGGAGGCGCCCGGGGUUCUGGGUCCGGACCUCAGCGCCCAGCUCCUUACCCUCUUCGGGCUCCACUGUUGACCUCCGUGGAGGCGGUAUAAGACCAGGAUUGCAAGGCAGCCUGGCCGUCGGACUCAGCAAGGGCGGGCAGGGCGGCUUUGGUUUCAUCCGGGCGCUCCAGCCUUCGUUCCGCCUUACCCUUCUCCAACGACCUAUGUCCGGCAUGUUUUCCAGGGCCCAGGUGAGGCGGGUUCUGCAGCGGGUGCCCGGGAAGCAGCGAUUCGGCGUCUACAGGUUUCUGCCCUUCUUUUUUGUCCUCGGAGGAACGAUGGAAUGGAUCAUGAUUAAAGUGCGCGUGGGCCAGGAGACCUUUUAUGACGUCUACCGCAGAAAAGCCUCAGAAAGACAGUAUCAGAGAAGGCUGCAAGAUGCAUCAGAGACUGAACUUCAGCAGUCAAUAAAUUUUCCUGUCCCUGCUUGAAUACUUCCCAAGUCACGGAUGGACAGCACUUGUGGGAAAAUUAUUUCCUACUGAAACAACGGAAUCUAGUCUGUGAAACAUUUCUUAAACAAUUCAAGGAUGAAUCAGGAUGCCUUUCAGUGUACCCUAAAUUGUGAAGUCCUUUGUUUUAGGCAACCAGGGAUAACCUAACUUUUUGCUGAACUCAAAUUUAGUAUGAAUGAAAGUAAGGUCUCUACUGUAGGGUCAUUUAAACGAGGAUGACUAUGCAGAUUGCAUUUCUGCUAGCUACCAAUUGGUGAACAUUUUGCUAGAAUGCAAACACACCUCAUUCACGUUGUGAACACCAACCCAUUCCCUUGUUUGACUCCACUAACAUCAAGGGCUGGACCUCUGUGAGGACUGGGGACCAACAGGCUUCACUGCCCUCUGUGAGGAAGAUGCUGCUUUCAUCUAGCUGCUGGACACACUGCUCCUUCCCCAAAAAAGUGAAUCUUCCUAGCACUGAGCAACCACAGACUUGAGUUAAAUCAGAGGCUCAGGCUAUAGGGAGAGUUUGCAAUCUGACCCAGAAAAAGUUUCAAUCAGGUGGUACAAAAGCAAAGGCAUCUUUCCAGGGUUGGAUAACCACAUCUAACAUCUUUUCAAACAAAAAAAAUCUACAUAUUAAAGACGACUAAGUUGCAAAAUCAUUUCUACCUAUUUACUCAUGAAUAAAAAAGCUGAUGCUUAAGGCCACAGGUAUCAUCAAGUUAAAGAUCUCUGCCACAAAUACAUUGAAAACUAAGAUCAUGGCAUCCGGUCCCAUCACUUCAUGGCAAAUAGAUGGGGAAACAGUGGAAACAAUGGCCGACUUUGUUUUUCUGGGCUCCAAAAUCACUGCAGAUGGUGAUUGCAGCCAUGAAAUUAAAAGACGCUUACUCCUUGGAAGGAAAGUCAUGACCAACCUAGAUAGCAUAUUGAAAAGCAGACACAUUACUUUGUCAACAAAGGUCCGUCUAGUCAAGGUUAUGGUUUUUCCAGUGGUCAUGUAUGGAUGUGAGAGUUGGACGGUGAAGAAAGCUGAGCACUGAAGAAUUGAUGCUUUUGAACUGUGGUGUUGGAGAAGACUCUUGAGAGUCCAUUGGACUGCAAGGAGAUCCAACUAGUCCAUCCUAAAGGAAAUCAGUCCUGGGUAUUCAUUGGAAGGACUGAUGCUGAAGCUGAAACUCCAAUACUUUGGCCACCUGAUGCGAAGAACUGACUCAUUAGAAAAGACUGUGAUGCUGGGAAAGAUUGAGGGCAGGAGGAGAAGGGGACGACAGAGAAUGAGAUGGUUGGAUGGCAUCACGAAUCAAUGGACAUGGGUUGGGUGAACUCUGGGAGUUGGUGAUGGACAGGGAGGCCUGGCGUGCUGCAGUUCAUGGGGUCGCAAAGAGUCGGACACAACCGAGAGACUGAACUGAACUGAAGGGAUUUAAGUCAGUUCAUUUAUGUUAGAACCAAUUUAGUAUAAAUAAAUAGCCACUCACCACUCACCUCAUUAAAGCACUACUGAGACACUGCUCAGACAUGGCUUGAGUAUGAAGACCAGUGAUGACCAACAGCACCUGGGGGAGGAAGGUAGUCCUCACUCUCGCUUUUGUCACAAGAGUUCCUGGUGACCUUAAACCUCACGUUAUUUUAAUGAUUAGACUGUUGCACAAUACAUUUACAUUGUGACCUAGCUCCAUUUAUUCCCCCUGGCCCCCGUUUUAGAAGUUUAAUACUUUGUACAUACAUAAAUAUGUAGCAUACAUACCUUUUACAAAGAGAAGUUGUAAAUGCUAAUAAAACCAUCAGCUACCUUCUGUGUCUGCUGUGGUU